Molecule: messenger RNA, 3098 nt
Organism: Galeopterus variegatus (Sunda flying lemur)
Lineage: Eukaryota; Metazoa; Chordata; Mammalia; Dermoptera; Cynocephalidae
Gene: SUPT20H
Product: suppressor of Ty 20 homolog (S. cerevisiae)
Exons: 26
Coding region: 153-2732 (859 amino acids)
Biological process (GO): regulation of transcription by RNA polymerase II
Cellular component (GO): SAGA complex
Molecular function (GO): transcription coregulator activity
Source: RefSeq, a predicted model, not a curated record
CGUGGUGCUGCUAAGCAGCGCUUUUAGUUUUAGUUUGACUUUUGGGUUCCAGUUACAGUACUAUAAGAUUGAUAUUAAAGACAUGGUUUUCACCCCACUUCAUCAACGCACAUAAGUUUUCUCUUCUUUUUGGACUUCUAUUUCAUGCCACAAUGCAGCAAGCUUUAGAACUAGCUUUGGAUCGUGCGGAGUAUGUCAUUGAAAGUGCCCGACAGAGACCUCCUAAAAGGAAAUACCUAUCUAGUGGAAGAAAAUCUGUAUUUCAAAAACUUUAUGACUUGUAUGUUGAAGAAUGUGAAAAAGAGCCUGAGGUUAAGCAGAAAUUAAGAAGAAAUGUGAACCUAUUAGAGAAGCUUGUAAUGCAAGAGACUUUGUCAUGUUUAGUGGUCAAUCUGUACCCAGGAAAUGAGGGAUAUUCUCUGAUGCUCAGGGGAAAAAAUGGAUCAGAUUCUGAGACCAUCCGACUGCCUUAUGAAGAAGGGGAAUUGCUUGAAUACUUGGAUGCAGAAGAAUUACCUCCUAUUUUAGUUGAUCUCUUAGAAAAAUCUCAGGUUAAUAUUUUCCACUGUGGAUGUGUUAUAGCAGAAAUACGUGACUACAGGCAGUCCAGUAAUAUGAAAUCUCCUGGUUAUCAAAGUAGGCACAUUCUCUUACGUCCAACAAUGCAGACUUUAAUCUGUGAUGUACAUUCAAUAACAAGUGAUAACCAUAAGUGGACCCAGGAAGACAAACUUUUGCUUGAGAGUCAACUGAUUCUAGCUACAGCUGAACCACUGUGUCUUGAUCCUUCUAUAGCAGUAACCUGCACUGCAAACAGACUGCUCUAUAACAAGCAAAAGAUGAACACUCGCCCAAUGAAACGGUGUUUCAAGAGAUAUUCCAGGUCCUCUCUGAAUCGGCAGCAGGAUCUGUCUCAUUGUCCACCUCCUCCUCAGCUGAGAUUACUUGAUUUUUUACAAAAAAGAAAGGAAAGAAAAGCAGGUCAGCAUUAUGACCUCAAAAUUUCUAAAGCAGGAAAUUGUGUGGAUAUGUGGAAACGGAGUCCCUGUAGUUUAGCCAUACCUUCUGAAGUGGAUGUGGAGAAAUAUGCUAAAGUGGAAAAGUCUAUCAAAUCUGAUGACUCACAACCAACAGUCUGGCCUGCCCAUGAUGUAAAAGAUGAUUAUGUAUUUGAAUGUGAAGCUGGUAAUCAGUAUCAGAAAACAAAGCUGACCAUUUUACAGUCACUUGGUGAUCCACUUUACUAUGGUAAAAUACAGCCAUGUAAAGCAGAUGAAGAAAGUGACAACCAGAUGUCUCCAUCUCACUCCUCCACAGAUGAUCAUUCAAAUUGGUUUAUUAUUGGUUCAAAGACUGAUGCUGAGAGGGUAGUAAAUCAGUACCAAGAAUUGGUCCAGAAUGAAGCCAAAUGUCCAGUCAAGAUGUCACAUAGCUCCAGUGGCUCAGCCAGUCUGAGUCAGCAUUCUCCUGGGAAAGAAACAGAACAGCCUGAGACCAUAUCAGUUCAGUCUUCAGUAUUGGGGAAGGGAGUAAAACAUCGACCUCCACCCAUCAAACUUCCCUCAAGCUCAGGAAAUAGUUCCUCAGGUAACUAUUUUACGCCACAACAGGCAAGCAGUUUUCUUAAAUCUCCAACUCCUCCUCCUUCCUCUAAGCCACCAAGUCUUUCUAGGAAGUCAUCUGUGGAUCUCAGUCAAGUCAGCAUGCUUUCUCCAGCUGCUCUGUCACCUGCCAGCUCUUCACAAAGAUCUGGAACUCCUAAGCCAUCUACUCCUACACCAACCCCUUCAUCGGCCCCACACCCUCCUGAUGCUCAGAGCUCAACUCCUAGUACCCCUUCAACCACCCCUCCUCCCCAAGAUUCAGGCUUCACCCCUCAGCCCACUUUGUUAACUCAGUUUGCUCAGCAGCAAAGGUCUCUGAGCCAGGCAAUGCCUGUAACAACCAUUCCUCUUUCCACCAUGGUAACAUCUAUAACGACAGGAACCACGGCCACCCAGGUCAUGGCAAACUCUGCUGGACUUAACUUCAUCAAUGUAGUGGGCUCUGUUUGUGGUGCCCAGGCUUUGAUGAGUGGUUCAAACCCCAUGCUGGGCAGUAACACUGGUGCCAUAACUCCUGCAGGAAUAAACCUGAGCGGCCUUCUACCCUCGGGAGGUCUGCUUCCAAAUGCAUUGCCCAGUGCAAUGCAGGCAGCUUCUCAAGCAGGUGUUCCAUUUGGUUUAAAAAAUACUUCAAGUCUCAGGCCCUUAAAUCUACUCCAGCUUCCAGGUGGUUCACUCAUUUUUAACACUCUGCAGCAGCAGCAACAGCAGCUCUCUCAGUUUACACCACAACAACCUCAGCAGCCCACAACUUCUAGUCCUCAGCAGCCGGGGGAACAGGUUUCUGAACAAGGUUCAACCAGUCAAGAACAGGCCUUAUCUGCUCAACAAGCUGCUAUUAUUAAUCUUACUGGAGUAGGAAGUUUUAUGCAGUCACAGGCAGCUGUGUUGUCUCAGCUUGGCUCUGCCGAGAACAGACCUGAGCAAAGCCUUCCUCAGCAGAGAUUCCAGCUCUCCUCUGCCUUUCAACAGCAGCAGCAACAGAUACAACAGUUGCGAUUCUUGCAGCAUCAAAUGGCUAUGGCAGCAGCAGCAGCACAAACAGCUCAGCUACAUCGUCAUCGGCAUACAGGCAGCCAGUCAAAAAGUAAAAUGAAGAGAGGCACGCCAGCCACUCCAAAAUUCUAAGUCUUACAUUAUUAUUUUUUUUUUGUCUUUUUUUUUUUAAAAACACAAGAACAAUGAAUCAGGAUUGAAUUUCUACUUCAUUUUUGUUUUCUAAUGUCAGUAUUUUACAUUGCUAGAUGUACAAAACUUUAUACAGAAGCACAACCCUGUGAUUUUUAAAUAAAAACAGGGAAAUGUUUAACAAAUUAGGUAUGGUUUACCCAAGUCAUUGCUUUUUAAAAAUGGUUUCUCUGCACAUAAUAUAUAUGAAAGUGACCUAAAAAAUACUAGAAACAUCUUUCAGAAGAAUGUAGUUUGAUAUUUAUUUAGUAUAAAAGGUUUGUGCACAGUGUAACAAAUACAGUUUUUACAAGUCUGUUUUGAAAA